CCGCCCGCCCGCGCCGUGCCGGGAAGAUGGCUGCCGCCGGCAGGGCCUGGUGGGCAGCCGCGCUGCUGCCGCCCUGGCGGCUGCGGGCCCCGCGCCGAGCCUACGGCGGUGGGGUAGGAGGAAGAGGAGGAGUCGAUGGCGGGAGCGGGAGCCGCCGUCUGCUGCUGGGCGCUGCCUUCGCGCUGGGCGGCGGCGCCGGCCUCUACCUGGCCGGGCGGCAGCACCUGCGGGAGCACCGGGCCGCUGAGCUGCCUGCAGGGAGCCUGCAGCUCACACUCUACCAGUAUAAAACAUGUCCUUUCUGCAGCAAAGUCCGAGCUUUUCUUGAUUAUCAUGGACUUCCCUAUGAAAUUGUAGAAGUGAACCCGAUAAUGAGGAAAGAGAUCAAAUUCUCCUCCUACAGAAAGGUGCCUAUCCUGCUAGCCAAUGCUGGAAGCCCUCUGCAAUUGAAUGACUCUUCAGUGAUCAUCAGUGCAAUAAAGACCUAUCUCAUUUCCAAGCGGAAUAGCUUAGAAGAGAUUGUGUCCUUUUAUCCUCCUAUGAAAACUGUGACUGAGCAAGGCAAGGAGGUGUUUGAGUAUGGGAAUAAAUACUGGCUCAUGCUGGAUGAGAAGGAGACAAAGCGAGUCUAUCCUGUCAAAGAAGUGAGAGUGGAAGAAAUGAAGUGGAGAAAAUGGGCAGACGAUUGGCUUGUUCACCUCAUCUCCCCCAAUGUUUACCGUACCCCCAGAGAAGCCUUGGCAUCUUUUGAUUACAUUGUCCGUGAGGGGAAGUUUGGCACCGUGGAAGGUUUCUUUGCCAAGUACAUGGGGGCUGUUGCCAUGUUCUUCAUUAGCAAGAGGCUGAAGAAAAGGCAUCACCUUCAAGAUAAUGUCCGAGAAGACUUGUAUGAAGCUGUUAAUGAGUGGGUAAAAGCUGUUGGCAAACAUCGACUGUUCAUGGGUGGAAACCAGCCAAACCUUGCUGACUUGGCAGUGUACGGGGUCCUCCGAGUCAUGGAAGGGCUGGAAGCCUUUGACGACAUGAUGGUUCAUACCAACAUUCAGCCUUGGUACCAGCGCAUGGAAGAAGUCAUUCAAAAAGCUGAAGUUGCAGUCUGAUGCCAUCUGCAUCUGCCUUCUUGAAGUACUUGCAUGGUAAAAGACUUCAGAAGGAAUGGCAUUUAUUUUCAAAGAGUUGAAUGAACUGGUUACACCUCAUGGACUGACAUGCAGGUGCAGAGACUGUCCCGUUUAGAAUAUCGAGUCUCAGUGAGCAGAAAGGAUGCGGCUGGGUAUAUGUUUGAACAUGGUAUUUGGAAGGACAGGAACAGGUAAAAGGAAGGGGUCUUGGACUCUAAUGGGAAGAAGAAGCUCUGAACUGAAAAAUGCAGCAAAUAGGCUUCUUUUAGGUGAGAGCCAUUCUCAGUGCAAUUUACUGUAAAAGCAAGAUGCUCUUGGCUAGUAAGUGUUACAGCCAUAUCAGAUAUGGUGGGCCUGAGCAGCUUUUGCUUCAGGCUGUCUUCCACUACUCAUCCGUGUCAUCUGAAGUGUUUUCCUGACUGAGACACUGGAUACUAGUCUUUAAGUGACGAAUUUUCCUGCAGUAGAAUCCUGUAAGCCCAGUGCUGAGGGAACUGGAGGAAUCCACGGUACUGGGAAAGGCAUCCUUCCUAUGAUGGAAAUGAUGCUGCACUUGGCAGAUUUUGUGCUUUUACUCUCCCAUGUAAACGGUUCUUUCAGUACUGGAUUCUGUACGGUUGGCAAGGAUAAAGGCUUGCUUCUUUCUGUGCCCUUUGUGAGAUCUGUGAAUUCUUACCGUGCCCUUUAGGCUCAGGAACCACACCCUGCCCAGAAAUGACUCAUGCAGAGCUGUUAUAGGAAAGACUCAUCUUGCGUGAAAUCUCUGGAAUACCCCUGAAAAUCAGUUUGGUUUUGCUCUGGAAAAAGAAUGAUUAAGAGGAAUCUGCAUGCCCAGGGGAUCUCUAGAUGUAUCUGCCAUGCAAUAAUAACAAAAGAUUUGCUGUUGUAGCAGUUGGAUUAUAGAGAGUCUAACUGACCUGUGCUGGCUAGAAAUGCCUGAUGUUCGUCGUAGUGAGAGACAGUGCAGGUUUGAAUGGGAGUAAUUAAUUUCCUUAAUUUUUCUGUUUCCUCAGAAGAAAGGGAAGGUUUCAGGGAAGUUGAUUUGCUGAGAUAUUUCAGAUGCAGCUUGAAAUCAGUCUGUAAUGCAGCUGCUUGCACUGUGUGGGUUUGGGUCAGGUGCUGGGCGCCUUUUCUGGAUAUAGCAACAAAGGCUGUGAUAGAGGGUGUGGGUUUUUGUGUUUUUUAUUUAUUUUUUUUUUUUCAAAUGUAAGUCUAGUUACACAUUUGCUUAAGAUCUGACAUAGAGGGAAGAAAGAAAAUGUUUACAGUAAAAACAGAUGGGUUGCUGGUCUGUGA
Molecule: messenger RNA, 2417 nt
Organism: Tyto alba (common barn owl)
Lineage: Eukaryota; Metazoa; Chordata; Aves; Strigiformes; Tytonidae
Gene: PTGES2
Product: prostaglandin E synthase 2
Exons: 7
Coding region: 27-1100 (357 amino acids)
Cellular component (GO): mitochondrion
Molecular function (GO): prostaglandin-E synthase activity
Source: RefSeq, a predicted model, not a curated record